GAAACCAUUUUCUCAAUCAACACUACCUUUUAUUUUAUAUCAAGAACAAGAAAAUGAGUACAAGAAGCCGUGCUUGGACAUGGAGUGUGGCAACAAGUGUUGGAGUGGUGGAGGCGUUGAAGGAUCAAGGAAUAUGUAGAUGGAACAGUGUGAUAAGAUCAGCACAACAACAUGCUAAACAUAACAUCAGAUCUUUGUCUCAAGCCAACAACUUUUCUUCUUCAUCAUCUGUUGCAACCAAAUUGAGGGAUGAGAAGAAAGCCAAGCAAUCAGAGGAGUCUUUGAGAACUGUCAUGUACUUGAGCUGUUGGGGUCCCAACUAAGCAAAUUAUGAUAUUUUCAAUUCAAUGUAUCAAUGAAGAGUUAAAUUUUGUAUAUAGAAAUUUGUGUACAGGAGGAUUUAUUAGUAUAUGAUGAUAAACAAAUCUUGAGAAAUUAUUUCUCUCAUAAA
Messenger RNA from Cicer arietinum (chickpea), 451 nucleotides. RefSeq lists its product as uncharacterized. NCBI's taxonomy places the organism in Eukaryota, Viridiplantae, Streptophyta, Magnoliopsida, Fabales, Fabaceae. The record is from RefSeq and is a predicted model, not a curated record.